AUGGCUUCUCCCUCUAGACAGCCCCCUCUCGGGGGUUCAGGACUGCUUCAAGGGAGCCGAGCUCGUUCUUAUGGAAGCCUGGUACAAUCUGCGUGCUCCCCAGUGAGGGAAAGACGCCUGGAGCAUCAGUUGGAACCUGGAGACACUCUGGCCGGACUAGCACUCAAAUAUGGGGUGACGAUGGAACAGAUUAAGCGUGCAAACCGCCUUUAUACUAAUGAUUCCAUCUUCCUGAAGAAAACCCUCUACAUCCCCAUCCUGACAGAGCCCAGAGACCUUUUCAAUGGUUUGGAUUCUGAAGAAGAAAAAGAGGAGGAGGAAGAGGUACCACCAAGCAAGGAUAAAGCUCGGCCACAUUCAGCUGACAGGAAAAAGCAAGAGGCAGGUUCAAGACGUGCCAAUGGUGAAGUCCUCUCCACACCUGGCCAGAACCCCUCCACACCCACUCAUGAUCUCUCAGCCUCGGACUUCCUUAAAAAACUUGAUUCACAGAUCAGCCUGUCAAAGAAAGCUGCUGCCCAGAAGCUGAAAAAAGGGGAAAGCAAGGUGCCUGGGGAGGAUGCAGGUCCUCACCUGAGCUCCCCUCGGAUGCAGCAACGAGCAGUCCUAGGUCCUGUGCCGUUGACCCGGACCUCACGGACCCAGACGCUACGGGACCAAGAGGAUGAAAUCUUCAAACUCUGA
Chrysochloris asiatica (Cape golden mole) is the source of this 684-nucleotide messenger RNA. It is a transcript of the gene LYSMD1, whose product is annotated as LysM, putative peptidoglycan-binding, domain containing 1. The transcript is spliced from 3 exons. The coding region runs from base 1 to 684 and encodes 227 amino acids. Lineage: Eukaryota; Metazoa; Chordata; Mammalia; Afrosoricida; Chrysochloridae. The record is from RefSeq and is a predicted model, not a curated record.